This is a messenger RNA of Clunio marinus, 2405 nucleotides long. The record is from the annotation of a GenBank genome assembly. NCBI's taxonomy places the organism in Eukaryota, Metazoa, Arthropoda, Insecta, Diptera, Chironomidae.
UUAAUUAAAACUUUACCCCUUGCUUUAGUCAUUUGUUUUCAUGAAAAGUUUUCUAAAUAAAAUUGUGUAAAAAUGACAACAGAAAUAAAACCUUCAAGUGCACGAAACGAUCGUUUUAAUGCUAGCAGAAAAGCAGAACUUUUGAAUAAAAUUGAAGGCAUCCCAGAUGAUAUAAACGCUGCAAUGUUUAUAGAAAAUGAAGGAAUUAUUUCAGUCAGUGAUGAUAAAACGAUACGCGUGUGGCUGAAAAGAGAUUCCGGAACUUAUUGGCCUAGCAUUGUGAACUUUAUGCCAUCACAAUGCACAUCUGUUGAUUAUGUGCCAGAAACUAGAACACUUUUCAUCGGUCAAGAAAAUGGAACAAUUUCACAAUUUAUACUCUCUGAAGAUUGUAAUCGUUUGACUCCAAUAAAAGAAUAUUUAGCACAUAAUGGACGCAUUACUGGAAUAAUCUUUGCUAAAAAUUGUGGCUGGAUUUUAUCAUGUGCUCGUGAUAAAACAUUUGCAGCUCAUUGUAUUGAAACGGGUAACAAAAUCGGCGGUUACACAUUCGAAGCAUGGUGUACGUCUAUGAAGUUUGAUUCAUUGUCAAAACAUGUGUUCAUCGGUGACUUUGCUGGACAGAUCACCAUGUUGAAAAUUCAACAAUCCGGUGCAAGUCUGGUGACAGUGUUGAAAGGACAUACGGCAAGUGUUAGGUCAUUAUUUUGGUCUGAUGGACCACAACUUCUCUUCAGUGGAAGUGCUGACAAUUCUGUAAUCGUAUGGGAUUUGGGUGGAAGACGUGGAACAACUUAUGAGCUCCAAGGACAUCAAAACAAAGUAUCAGCUUUAGGAUACUCAAAGAAUACACAGGAAUUAAUAAGCGCUGGCGAAGAUAGCGUUAUCGUAUUAUGGAAGAUAAAUUGUAUGAGAAAAGCAGCGCCUGACUGGGUGGAAUCAGAUACAUGUCAACUCUGUGCUAAGCCUUUCUUUUGGAAUCUUAAGGCAAUGUUUGAACAAAAAGCUCUUGGUGUAAAUCGUCAACAUCAUUGCAGAAAUUGUGGCAAAGCAAUUUGUGAUAAUUGUUCACCACAUCGAAUCACCAUUCCCAUCAUGGGCUUUGAGUAUGAAGUACGUGUUUGCAAUGCAUGUCAUGCGACACUUAAAGAUACUGAUCGCCCAUCACUCGCAACUUUCCUCGAUGCUAAACACUCAGUCGUCGAUAUUGAUGUCGAUGAAGAUAAAAAACGAAUUUUGACUGUUGGACAGGAUCGUGUAAUUAAAAUCUGGGUUUUAUCGAGUUUAUGGUAGAUACAGUGAAAUCGAGAUCAAAACUGAUUUCAUCAAUCGUUGAAUCAAAAUAUUGUUUAUUUUUCUUCUUUUUAUAUAUUAUCAUUAUAGAAAAAAAUGAUAUCAAUUGAACUAUGUUGAACUUUACUUAAUUAAGCAUCUAUCAAAACUAGUUAUUUACGAUUGGAUUGAAAAAGUCGCUAAAUUGAAAUGUACUAAAAUUUCUUUUCUUUUGAGUGUUUGAAAUUUAUUUAUUUAAAAAUUAAAAGACAACAAAUCAGAUUCAUCAAUAAGAAUUUAUUUUUGUUGUUGUCUUUUAAUUUCAGAUUUAUAAAUUUUUAAACAUUUCUCGCUUACAGUUUUUCGACCUUUUUCAUCCAAUCGUUACUUACCAUUUGAACAUUGUGAAACAUUUUUAUUUUCUCUUCGUUUCGCAACAACAAAGAAUAUUUAAAAAAGUUGAUUGAUUUAAUUUCUCUCGCUUUGAUGAAAUCAAAAUAACUUAAGUUUAAGAAUAACUGUUAUCAGUUCUAGGGAACAUUUGAAGUUUACCAGAAGGAAAAAUUAUUUUCUACCUAGCUUUCUUAAAUGUUUAGGAAAAGAGAAAGAAGCACGAAAGUGUCACAAAACUUAUUUUUUCUUCUUUAUUCAGACGAAAGACUCGAGACGAAAGAUUUCUUUCUCGUUCUCUGAUAACGAUCGGCGGUGUCUUUUGUUUGUUCUUGAUUCGCGCGACGGCAACAAAGAUGAGAAGAAAAAAAUUUUUUUUUUUGAUAAUUAAUCGCUAACGACAAAUGAAAUUUACAUAAUCAAGAUUUCUGUUUUGUGUCAUUUUUUUAUUUCUUUUUUUUCGGCUGCGUCUUGAACUUAAAAAAUUAUAUGAAAAUCUUAAAAUGAACUAAGAAAAUGUUCAAUUAUGAGCAUGAGAUAUGAAAUGAUAAAUAACAAUCAACUUUAAAUUGAAUUAAACUAUUCCUUACUUAUUUUAUAUGUAACUAAAUCAUUAAAAACGUAGAUAUUUGUAUUACAAAUUAAAAAUGUAUGGAAACAAAAAUAAGAGAAGAAACCAAAAUUAUUUACUAUCUAAAACGUGGCAAUAAAAAAAUCAUGGCGGGAAAAGUCAAGAAAAAAAA